AUGAACCACUUUCCCACCACGUCCAAACGACAAGAGCGAUGGCCUCGUGUUGCCCCGUGUCCCUGCAGACAACCACAAUGCCGACUUCGUGGACACCAUGAUGCCGUACUACCGGUCAAGACGAACAGCGAGUCCUCUUUUGACAGAUCAUCGCAGUUACGCAAAGUAAACGGGACGCCGAGAUUGAUUGAAGACGACAUCAAGGAAAGGCACAAACGUAAACGUGCUGAGAUCAGUAAGUAUCGUCGUCGGGAGCAGUGUCGAGCUAAUCAAGCUCGAUACCGAGACAAACAGAAAAUCGCACAGUUGGCACUGGACAAGAGUGUUGAGGAGCUGCAUCAGGAGUUGGAGAUUUUAAAACGUCGAUAUCGAGACGUGUCGUCUCACGAGAGGAGUAAUCAUAGUUCAUGGUUGAUUGCUGCAGAAGUCUUUCGACUAAUCGAGACCGGCUUCCGUUCGCCGUGGAGCAUGUCCAAUACUCAGGAGAUGAAAAAGUAUACGGAGACUCGACAGAUCGUGGUUACUCUAGAGCGAGCGUUUGCACACGAUGUCGCGAUGGGUGAGCUACGCGGAGUUGAUGCUUUGAUGGAUCAGCUGCGAUUAUACUCGCAUUGCUUUGACAAACCGAGCUUGCAGCUCCAACGUAUCGAGUCGGUCGGUUCCGUGAUGUCUGCCCAAGCAAAGCUCAGCGUGACGGUGACUGAGUUCACGUUGCAGUACCUUUUUCCUCAUUUGGAGAAGCCAGCAGGUGAAUACCAAGUGAAAGCUGGCCGCGAACAAUUGUACCAGCAACUAUUGGGCCAGCGUCUUGAGUGCAGCUGCUUGAUGACUUUUUUAUUCGACAAAGAUAGUUAUCGUGUGGUGCGUUUGGCGACUACGAUCGACUUGAUGCCGGCUUUGCUACGGGUGUUGGGGAGUCUAAGGGACGUAUCGAUAGUUCUCGAGCAUGCUCAAAUUUCUUCGGAGAGCGUGAUUAGCAGGCUUGAUGCUGUUAGGGAUAGCAUGUAG
Molecule: messenger RNA, 1008 nt
Organism: Peronospora farinosa
Lineage: Eukaryota; Oomycota; Peronosporomycetes; Peronosporales; Peronosporaceae
Source: the annotation of a GenBank genome assembly